UUUUCUUUUUCUUUUUUUUUUUUCUUUUUUUUUCUUUUUCCAAUGCGAUCCCGUUCAUCCGCAUCCUCAUCUUUGCUGGCGCUCGUGCUGGCGGCGCUGGUGGUCGCCCCUUCUGUUCUCGCUCCAGUCCUCGUCGACGCCAUGGUUGCACCAAAGCCCGCCCCCUCUGACGUGGACGAGCUUCGUGCGCUGGCCGAGGUGCAAGCGCUCGGCGAAGUGUCUGCGCGGGUGCAAGUCGAGUGGGCUGCCGACCUCGCCUUGCUCAACGGCCACAUUGCUGCCUCGCUCCACUCUGCCGGUGCCGAGCAGCAUCAGCAUCAGCAGCAGCAGGAGCAGCAGCAGCAGACUGAGCAUGAGCUGGGACUGCGACGCGACGCUGCCUCCUGCCGCGGUCAAGUCCUCUCUCUUGCUUACCGCUCCGCCUGUCUCGGCCACUCGAAUGACCUCAAUCAAGCAACAGUCUGCUUGGCAAGCUGCUUUAACGCAUACACGGCGCUCGCGACAGAGCUGGCAUCCCCGGGUUGCCGCGGAGUGAAACUGAGCGUCGCUGACGAUGCGUCGGCGGAAUCCUACCUGGCCACCAUCAAGAUGCAAUUCCUGCCGACAAGCCACCUGUUUUGCGAGUCGGGAAGGGCGGGCUCGUCGCCAAGCACAGGAAUGACGCUGGUUGGCGCAGGAGCUGCGCGGAGUGUGUGCGGCGAUCGCAAGUGCGACGCGACAGAGUCCUGCGAGUCUUGCUCGGUCGACUGUGGCACCUGCCGCGUGUGCGGGGACGGCUUUUGCUCGACCGACUACGAAACUUGCCGCUCGUGCCCACAUGACUGCGGCGUCUGCCCGUCGUGCGGCGACGGCGUGUGCAACGGAAACGAGCACUGCGAUACGUGCCCGAACGACUGCGGCGAGUGCAUUUCGUGCGGCGACAAAGUGUGCAAUGGUCGUGAGACGUGCCAGAACUGCUGGGCCGACUGCGGGGCGUGCCCGACGUGCGGCGACGGCAAGUGCGACCUGGUUGUUCAGGGCGCCGGUCCCACGCUCUUCCAGUACAAGGAGACGCUCGUCUCGUGCCCCCUCGACUGCGAACCGCGCAACGUUACCAUCUACGUAAUUGGUCGUCCCGAGAACAACAGCACCGAGGAGCAAGCGUCCCGCGCACGUAGACGAGAGGAAGGCAUGCAGGCUAGCAGGGAGCUCUACGAGGCCACAGCUUACACCAUCAAGCCCUUCGACCUCGAUCCCAGCUUUUCCCCAUCCGCAGAGCACCACGCCCAGCUGGAAGCCGAGUGGGUCGAGCUUGAGAAUGCUCGUGUGGCCGAGCUCAAGCGUCGAGACGCCGAGCUCUUUGCGCCCAAGCCGCUCUCGGACGAUGAGAUUCGCGAACUCUUCCCAGCGUAUGCCGACGCCAUCAUUGCUCAGCGCAUGGACCAGGAAAUUGAGAACGAGCUGGCCUUGUACAAUGAAGUUCGCAGCCCUGCUCUCAAGGCCCAUUUCGCGUCGCACGAAACGCGUCAGCAGGCGGCGCGGGAAUCGCGAGCACAGCAAUUGGCCCUGGAGGCUCGACAGGAGCGCGAGCAGCCAAAGCGCAUCAUUAUCAAGCAUGUUGAUUUGCAAGCGCUGCACAAUCGUCGUCGCGAGCUUCCCCACUUGCAUCAAAUCUUCAACUCCAUGUCGCCGCCGGAAGAGGGUUUGUCGUAUCAAGUCGAUGGCUUUGUGGAGGACUUUGAGAUUACUGAGAUUAUCACCCAGGUCGGCUCGCUGGACUUGAACGAACCACGGCCCGAGCAAACGGUCGAGCGGGUCGUUGCUUCUUCUGACGACUCGAGCGUGUCGAGUCACGGCCGCCGUGGCGUUGCGCCAGAACCCGCCGCAGCAGAAGCAGCCGCAGCAGCCGCAUCUCAUCCAGAGGACGCCGUCGAGCCAGACGCAACAACGACCUCGCACAAGAUUGCCAUCCUGACAGCCAAGCAGCUCCAGUUCUUGGGUGUUGGUGCUGGUGUGAUGCUGGUGGUUGGACUCGUGUCUGCGCUUGCUUCCUACCGAAAGCACCGGAGGACGACAGACAUCAAGCCGGCAAGCACUGCGUCGCCCGUCGCAGCCAAGCGCUCACAGCCAUCUGCAUCGUCAGUGGAGGCAGCCGCGCCCGAGGUGUUGCCCGUUGAGAAGGAUGUGACUGCGAAAGACACAACGCGAUCCACCGUGGAGGUUGAGAAGGGCACCUUGCGAGUGCUCCCUGGCCUGCCGCAACUGCGCGAAUCUUCUGCCUGCUCCACACCCGAGGCGGAGACAGACACCAGACGGUCCAUUCCGGGCAGUUCUUCGCCCCUUUCAUCGCCUCUCCGUGCGCGAUGAGUGAACAUAUUACACUUAGUUUUGUUUCUUGUUUUUUCUUGUGAUGGUUGAGAUUGGUUCCUUCUCAGCCCUUGUGCGUUGUGCAUUUGUGCUUUAUUACUGCUGUUGCGAUUUUUUUUUUACUCAUCCUCCAAAGCACGAUCUUUGGCGUGAUGUUUUCUUUUGGUUUUGCUGUUUUUGAUUGUUUUGGCGUGCUGCAUGAUUUUUUGUUUUUUUUGCGGCCGCUUUCCUGUCUGUUAAGUUUUCCUUGUAUCAUCUCUGAGCCCUCUUCCACGUUUUGGUUUGGCUGUGCCUGUCAUGCGUGUUUGCUAUCUUCUUGCAGUUUCCCCCCCCCCCGUUGAUUUCCUUUUGUGCAAAUACAUGCUUCCUGAUUUUAA
Molecule: messenger RNA, 2723 nt
Organism: Capsaspora owczarzaki ATCC 30864
Lineage: Eukaryota; Filasterea; Ministeriida; Capsasporidae
Product: tenascin-X
Exons: 2
Coding region: 43-2346 (767 amino acids)
Source: RefSeq, a predicted model, not a curated record